This is a messenger RNA of Molossus molossus (Pallas's mastiff bat), 2626 nucleotides long. RefSeq names its product lipase A, lysosomal acid type (gene LIPA). Gene Ontology annotation, cellular component: intracellular membrane-bounded organelle. The record is from RefSeq and is a predicted model, not a curated record. Gene Ontology annotation, molecular function: sterol ester esterase activity. Lineage: Eukaryota; Metazoa; Chordata; Mammalia; Chiroptera; Molossidae. Bases 201 to 1451 code for a protein of 416 amino acids. Gene Ontology annotation, biological process: sterol metabolic process. The transcript is spliced from 10 exons.
AGGGCGGGGCCUCCAGCCGGGGCGGAGUCUCCGCCGCACUUCCCUGCUGCUCUAAUUCGCGACGCUAAUAGCCUGAGCUGCUUGCGGACGUCUGUCCUCAGGUCGGACUGCCUCCGACCCCUGCAAGUCCCCCCUCCAAGUCCUGGCCUCGGCGAGCCGCACUGCGGCUUUGGACAGCGGCCCGCGAGAACGUCUGCAGAAUGAAAAUGUGGCUCCUGGGUUUGGUGUUCUGCUUGGCCUUUGGGACCCUGCAUUCCGAGACAUCCAGAGGGAAGUGGACCCCUCUGGAUCCCGAAACAAAUAUGAAUGUGAGUGAAAUUAUCUCUUACUGGGGAUUUCCUAGUGAGGAACACUUUGUCGAGACAGAAGAUGGAUAUAUUCUUUGCCUCCACCGAAUUCCUCAUGGGAGGAAGAACCAUUCUGACAAAGGUCCUAAGGCAGUGGUGUUCCUGCAGCAUGGCUUGCUGGCAGAUGCAAGUGACUGGGUCACAAACCUACCCAAUAGCAGCCUGGGCUUCAUUCUGGCAGAUGCUGGUUUCGACGUGUGGAUGGGGAACAGCAGGGGAAACACCUGGUCUCGGAAACACAAGACCCUCUCCGUAGACCAAGACGAGUUCUGGGCUUUCAGUUAUGAUGAGAUGGCAAAUUAUGACUUACCAGCCUCAAUUAACUUCAUUCUGAAUAAAACCGGCCAAGAUCAAGCGUAUUAUGUGGGCCAUUCUCAAGGCACUACGAUAGGUUUUAUCGCAUUUUCACGGAUCCCGGAGCUGGCCAGGAAGAUUAAAAUGUUUUUUGCCCUGGCUCCUGUGACUUCACUCGAGUUCGCUACCAGUCCUUUGACUAGACUAGGACAAUUUCCAUAUUUUCUCAUUAAGGACUUAUUUGGGGUCAAAGCAUUUCUUCCCCAGAAUGAGUUUAUGAAGUGGCUGAGUCUGCAUUUUUGCAGUCACGUCGUUCUGAAGGAGCUCUGUGGAAAUGCCUUUUUUGUUCUGUGUGGCUUCAAUGAGAGAAAUUUAAAUAUGACGAGAGUGGCUGUGUAUGUGGCACACAAUCCUGCUGGGACUUCUGUGCAGAACAUGAUUCACUGGAGCCAGACUUUCAAGUUGCAGAAGUUUCAAGCCUUUGACUGGGGCAGCAGUGCCAAGAAUUAUUUGCAUUACAACCAGAGUUACCCUCCCACUUACAAUGUGAAAGACAUGCAGGUGCCUACUGCUGUUUGGAGCGGUGGUCGGGACUGGCUGGCGGACACCAAGGACAUCAGUGUCUUACUGACCCAGAUCACCAACUUGGUGUAUCACGAGUGCCUUCCAGAAUGGGAGCAUCUCGACUUUAUCUGGGGCUUGGAUGCCCCUUGGCGGCUCUAUAACAAAAUGAUUAAUCUGAUGAGGAAGGGCAUUAAUGAAAGUCAGAUGGAGAAAUUUACCAUCAAGUCCAUGAUCAAACCAUGUUAAAAAUUUGUUGGCAUAAUUUUUCUAAAGUACUGAUUUUUCUUUUCCAGGCCAUUUAUAGUUUUAUAUCCAAGAAAAUUAUGAUGUUGAAGAUGCCCAAUUUUCUCCAGUUAGGGUUAGAAAUACACUUGCUUUUGUUUGUUUUAUUUAAUCAUGGCCAAACAUGCAGCUUGUGUCUCAACCAUAGUGUAGUUUCUCUAAGUCUCCUAAAAAUACCACUGACUUGUGAAAGGUCAUGAUCGUUCUGCUUAUUCAUACAAUUUACAGUAUACAAUACUGCUUUUUUUUUUUACCCCCAUGUAGGACACAUUGAUGUGUGUUGGGAUUUUUAAACUGUGUUGGUCAUCGGUAAAUAAUCUGACACUGUUCUCAUCUCAUGGCCUUAAAAGGCUCUUCAAAUGGCCCUGUAGUUAGGGAUCUAAACAACACUUUCUCAUGUUCUCCUGUAGUAGGUGCCAAGUCAAAUCCAGUGGCACCCCAGCUGUGUUAAUUAUGAAGAUCCUAUAAUGAAUUGUAUCAAAUCUAUCUGUGAUAGCCUCUAUUUAGCAAGUGUUCAAUUGUUCAGAUGAAGCAAAAUAAGUUGCUGGAGUUUUAAAAAACAAAUUCCACUCCUUAAAAAACAACAACUGUGUGUUAAAUACAUGGAGACCAAUACACACACGCAUCUAUAUUCAUGAACUCUUUAAUUGUGAGGCAGGUCAUAAACCCACUUGUUUGAGAAGAAAAGUCCCGCGGAGACGAUACCACUAUUUUUUCCUGCAAUUAAUGUUUUCUCCUAACAAGCUGCCGGAGCUCAGCAGUGAAGCCAAAGCCCCAAGGCUGCCCCGGAGGAGGGUCCUAAUCAAUGUUCACACUUGAGAAAUGUAACUGAAUGCUGUAAGGUUACAGCUCAGGGAAUCGCCCUGUUUUUCGGUUGUGUGUUCGUGCUUUUGCUACUCCUGAUGUGUGUCCCUCUGUCAGGAAACCCACGCUCACUGGCUUUCCUCACAGUGCUGUUUCCUUAGGCGCUGUCAGAUGGACAGAAUAACAGUUGAUAUGUUUUCCUGAUACAGUUACUCUAGCUGCAAUAAUAAACAAUGCUUGGUAUUGGCUAAUAUGUGAAGACAGCAUAAUGAUACUUUGUAACAUGAAAAAUCUUAUUAAACUUUUCAAUAAAACUCAGUGAGCCUCAUAGGCUU